ACGAGUGCCCCUAGAGCUAGCCAGUCAUCUAUGCCAAAUCCAACCCCAACUAUACGCCUAGCAUAGAACCUGAACAUAACUGCCAUUGUCGUAAUCAAGGAGAAAAUAGAGGCCAUAACAAUGAGGCCGGUCCGACUGUUGGCUUGUUGCAAUUUUAUAGAGUUAGCCAUCAUGAAGAUGCCUUAGAAAUUGAGCCAGUGUGUAUCAUUUGGUUCACAUGAAGGCGUUGAUGAAAGAGAAGAAGCAGAACACUAUCUCGAUGAUAAAAUAGGAUCGGGGCCUCGACAAACCCCCAUAAACUACCGUAUCCAAAAGCGCAAUAUAAAGUAACACAGCAGGUAUCAUAACUGGUUAGGCUGUGCAACCCCAUGGGUUGCAUCCGUUUGUCUCUGGUAGCACUGGACCCGAUGAGACAUGCGCGGUUAGCCUUGGAAAUUGCCAGAAUCUGCGAGAGAGAUGGCCGCCCGCCCACCUACAAAGACCAACACGAUGCCCUGGCUUACAAUGUAGAGUCACUUUUGGGUUACUCUCAUAUUGGCAAAAGAAGCUAUCCACCAUCGCACUCUAAUCAAUAUGGUCUCAUACCAUGAGAGAGAAGAGCAUUAUGGCCUGCUCGCUGAUGAUGGGGCGGCCGGAGGCCUGGAUGAGAAAGCCCAGUCUCAAGUGACGACCUCCCCUUCCACAUGGAAAACCCACAAAGUCCCUAUUGUAAUCUUUUCAAUUUCAAUCAUAACCAAUAUACUAUUGAUUUUUGGUAUCAUCCAUUUGACCGUAAGGACCGACCCAUCGUCGAGGUACGCAAACCUCCGGCGCACUCGCGAGGAGCCCUAUGUUCUUGUGACUCAAUACAGCUCGGACAAUGACACUCUCCAAGACCAGCUCUGGCACAAUAUCAAUGUCGAUUCCGCAGUUGUCGCACUCUCCGACGAAUGGGCAGCUCGGCACGACCUUCGAACUGCACAGAGAUUCCCUUGGGACCAGACGAAAGGAAUAUACAUCCUCCACGGCUACCACAACCUGCACUGCCUCAAAAUCAUUUACAUCUCCCUCUCCGAGUACAAACGAGGAGCUCCGCAAACCCGUUCGUGGCACCAUAUAAGCCACUGUCUAGACGCCCUGAGGCGGCAGAUCCUGUGUGAUGCUGACGAUACGCCGCGGGCUACGGACCGUCGGGCAGAAGUUGUUAGCGGUCUUCUGCAGCAUCGCAAAUGCCGCCGCUGGGAAGACCUGGAGGAUUUUGCACGUCGUCACACGGGUUGCUACAAGCGGCCUGAGAAUCCAGAGACGGAUUCAGAAUCUAUGAUUGAAAGGUUUAAGCACUGCCCGCCUGGUAGUGGAUAUGUUAUCGCCGACAAUUAUGUGCCCUCUGACAAGUUCUUAAUAGGGCUGCCUGCAGAAUCUUUGGAUGAUCACUGAGGAGCAGUCCGGAGCUUUGUGGUCGAAUUUUGGAUAACACCAGUGUAUUGGAAUUUUCUGCGGUGACCGACAAGCUGUUGCUUGCAAAUGGCCCAUAAGUCAUAAGCAAUUGUAGAAGUGGGCUUCCAUACCUAUGUAAAUACCUGUUCUGUAGAGCAUUUGAACAUUCGAAUUUAUGUCUCUAGGGCUUAUUUUAUUGAA
Molecule: messenger RNA, 1617 nt
Organism: Hypoxylon fragiforme
Lineage: Eukaryota; Fungi; Ascomycota; Sordariomycetes; Xylariales; Hypoxylaceae
Exons: 3
Coding region: 574-1416 (280 amino acids)
Biological process (GO): mycotoxin biosynthetic process
Source: RefSeq, a predicted model, not a curated record